UUUCGCCACUUUUUCUGCACAGAAACCUGAUCUACAUGAAAAGAGCAUCCAGGAAAAAGUUGAAGUCCAAGCUGACCCAUGUGGACACACUUUUAUCCAUGAUGGAGAAGAAACAGCACGACCUGGCCCACUGCACGCCAGGACAGUAUCUGACCAUCUCACACAUCGGCUUCUACGUUAGCAAAGAUGACUCGCCGCCCGCCUCCGUGCGCGUGGAGACGACGCUGAAGAAGCUGUGCCACAAGCGGCGCAAGGAGGGCGCCGCUCCCGUCGUCACGACGUCGUUCGGCACCAACGAGGUGGUGGUGAACCCCAGCGAGGCGUCGGCGCCGCCCACUGUGCCCACCUCCUGCAUACCAGCCGAGAGCUUCUCCACGCAGAACGGCAGCGGCCCAAAGACGUUCGUGCUGGCGGUGCGCGUGUUUCCCCUGCCCGGCAACCGGGAGAACGAGGAGCCGAACCCGAAGCGGCGCAAGGUGGGGCGCGCCUCGUCGUCCGCGUCCGCGGCGGCGGCGUCGUCGUCGGAGCAGCUGCGCGCCGAGCUGGCGGUGACGGAUCGCGCCGGCCGCUGCCUGCUCUCCGACGGCGAGUACGACGUGCUGCUGACGGCCGAGGAGCCGCCGGCCCGCGAGACGCGCGCCGGCGCCGGCAGCCCGCGCAAGACCUCCUGGGAGAGCUUCGACGACGGCAAGGCUCCCGUACCACUCGACUCAUUCCAGUCAGCUCCCACGCUGAAGCUGCGGUUGGCCUGGACCAAUCAGAUGCCGCAGCCGACCGUCGAGAGGCCCCGCCCACUGCAGCCGCGGGACACCAAUCAGAUGGCGGCCGGCACCAAGAGGGGGCGGAGCAAAAAGGAAGAGUCGAGCAGCAGCGCCAAUAGCCGCGAGAGCUGGUCGGUGGACAAGGAGAAGCCGACGGGCGUGGAGCCGGCCUCGCCGCCGCCCCCGCCGCUCAUCCUCUACCAGUUCAUCUACGGGCCGGCGUCGCGCCAGCAGACGGAGGCCCGCCAGGACCUGCUCUGCCCCUGGUGCUCGCUCAACUGCCACAAGCUGUACCCGCUGCUGAAGCACCUGCAGCUGUGUCACGCGCGCUUCACCUUCUGCUACACGCCGUUCGCACGCGGCGCGCGCAUCGACGUGUCGCUGAACGAGUCGUACGACAGCUCGUACGCGGGCAACCCGCUGGACCUGGCGCGGCCGCCGACGGGCCGCUCGGGGCCCGGCCGCCGCACGCCCUCCACCAGCGUGCUGGUGUGCCGGCCGCGCCGCCAGAAGCCCAGCCUGGCCGAGUUCCAGCAGAGUGAGACGGAGGAGCGGAUGCGGCCGUUCGUGACCGGCCACAACCGGAUGUAUCACCGGACGGCCACCAACCUAGCCAUCCCGCCGGCCGAGCUGGCCUACGACUCGGAGGGCGAGCACGAUCACACGUGGCUGCGGACCAAGACGCGGCGCAUGAUCUACGAGUUCAGCGACGUCAACGAGGGCGAGAAGGCGCUCAUGGUCAUGUGGAACCUGCACGUGAUGAAGUACAAUUUCGUGGGCGACCUCCAGAUGCCCGCCGCGCUUAGCCUCUUCAUCGAACAGCACGGCGCCACCAUCGUCAACCGCAACCUCUACCGCAACUUCGUGCUGCACCUCUCCUCGUUGUACGACUUCGGCGUCAUCUCGCCCGGGCACAUACACCGGGCGAUCCAGCAGUUCCAGGAGCUGGUGGAGCGCGACGGCCUGUUGACCUCCACGCUCGUCAACAAUCUGCUGGGGGCCACCACCUGACCUGCGGCUGACGCCGGCGCGGCCCGCUGCCACCGCCGCCCCCGCCCGGG
Pollicipes pollicipes is the source of this 1822-nucleotide messenger RNA. RefSeq names its product polycomb protein suz12. Gene Ontology annotation, cellular component: ESC/E(Z) complex; RSC-type complex; nucleus. The coding region runs from base 36 to 1772 and encodes 578 amino acids. NCBI's taxonomy places the organism in Eukaryota, Metazoa, Arthropoda, Thecostraca, Pollicipedomorpha, Pollicipedidae. The record is from RefSeq and is a predicted model, not a curated record. The transcript has 14 exons. Gene Ontology annotation, molecular function: chromatin DNA binding.